Pistacia vera is the source of this 2765-nucleotide messenger RNA. RefSeq names its product cyclic nucleotide-gated ion channel 1-like. Gene Ontology annotation, molecular function: monoatomic ion channel activity; protein binding. Gene Ontology annotation, cellular component: membrane. The record is from RefSeq and is a predicted model, not a curated record. Gene Ontology annotation, biological process: transmembrane transport; monoatomic ion transport. NCBI's taxonomy places the organism in Eukaryota, Viridiplantae, Streptophyta, Magnoliopsida, Sapindales, Anacardiaceae.
AGUCUUGGUCUUUGUAUAUUAGCUAAAUAUCCUCUAAGUAGUCUUGGUCUUUGAAACGUGAUACAGCAUCUCUGAAAUGGAAACUAACUCACAAUUCGUAGAUUUCCGACCGUAUCGUGAAAAUGAAGAGAUUUUAGGCACUGGAGAGACACAAAACUCUCGAUAUAGAAACCUACGGCCGAGAGUCUUCCUUUAUGUGAAUGAUAGUGACCCUUUAUGGAAUUGGAUUUUAAUGGGUUUGUGUGUGAUUGGAAUUGCAUUGGAUCCUUUGUUCUUCUACACUCCCGUGAUCGAUGAUGAUAAAAAGUUCCUUGGAUUGGACAAGAAGUUGGGGAUCGUGGCUAUUGCCCUACGUUCCUUCUUUGAUGUCCUUCAUCUGUUUUAUAUUAUUUUGGAACUGCGUCCUCACUCUUUCGCUCCUUUUUUUAUAUAUCAAAGAGUUAAUUCAAAUGAUUACCCACAGGGAACUGCAAGGAAAUAUUUGAUGCUUCCAAUUGAUCUUCUCUCCAUUCUUCCACUCCCACAGGUGGUGAUUUUAACUGUCAUUAGGGGAUCGAAACUUCCAAAUGUGAUGAAUUUGUUGAAAGUUUUUGUUAUUGUCCAAAAUGUGCCGAGGAUUACUCGAAUGUAUCCUUUCUUUACAAAAGCUAGAUCGAAGUCGGCCAAACUUGCUGAAACUACCUGGGUCAAAGCUCCCUUUAAUCUUCUUCUUUAUAUGCUUGCCAGUCAUGUAUUUGGAGCCUUGUGGUACUUUGCCAUAGAAAAAGAGACUGCAUGCUGGAAGACGGCCUGUGUAGAUUAUUUUGGAUGUGGUCAUGGUUCUUUUAACUUUGACGACAAUUUAGGAGACUACAAAUUUCUACAUGAGUUUUGCUCUACAAAAACACAAAAUGCAAAUACUUAUGACUUCGGAAUAUACAGUAUGCUCGAGACUGGCAUCGUGAACGCGAGGAAUUUUCUGCAAAAGUUUUUACUUUGUUUUCGAUGGGGCUUGCAAAAUCCAAGUUGUUUUGGUCAGAACCUGCAGACAAGUAGCUCUAUGGAGGAAAACGUCUUUGCAAUUGUGAUUACCAUCUUUGGUUUGGUGUUGUUUCUCUUUCUCAUUGGAAAUAUGCAGAUAUAUCUACAGUCCAAAACAGUAAGAUCAGAGGAAAUGAGAUUGAAGGCACGAGAGAUAGAGCAGUGGAUGUCCUUCCGAAAGCUCUCUGGGAAGCUCUCUGGGAAGCUCCAACAACAAGUGAAAAAAUACCAGCAAUAUGUAUGGCGAGAAACCAAGGGUAUUGAUGUAGAAAAUUUGCUUAAUAAUCUUCCCAAGGACCUCAGAAGGAACAUAAUGCGCGAACUCUGCUUAGACCUCCUCAAGAAAGUUCCCAUGUUUGAAAAACUAGACGAACAACAUUUGGAUACAAUGUGCGACCGUCUCAAGCCUGUGUUUUACUCUGAGGAAAGCGACAUUAUUCGGGAAGGUGAUCCUGUAGAUCAAAUGCUCAUCAUCAUGCGAGGGAAGCUAUUGACAAGGCAAGGUAUAGUUCGCACUCACUAUCUUAAGGAUAGUGAUUUCCUUGGAGAAGAAGUUUUCUUGUGGGCUCUGAAUCCUCAAUCCUCAGUUAGUUACCUCCCCAUUUCAACAACAACUGUUAAAGCCCUUACGGAAGUUGAAGCCUUUGCUCUAAUGGCCGAUGACUUGAAGUUUGUUGCCUCUCAGUUAAGGCGGAUUAACAGUGCACAACUCGUACACACGUACAAAUUUUACUCAAAUCAGUGGAGGAAUUGGGCGGCUUGUUUCAUACAAGCUUCUUGGCGCAGCUAUGCUAAAAAGAAGCGCGAAGAAUAUCAGCGCGCAGAAGAAAAUAGGUUGCAAAAUUCAUGGGCGGGGGCUGCUGGGGUUUCGCCAAAUUUUGGAGCAACUAUUUAUGCCACACGAUUUGCUGCUAAUGUAGUUCGUACUAGAAGGCGGAACAAUAAGGCAAAGAAGGCAGAAGGGAAAACAGCCACGCUGCUUCAGAAGCCACCAGAGCCUGAGUUUUCUUCUGAAAAUCAGGAGUGAACUUGCUUCAGUGUUAUAUAUCUGUUCAAGUCAUCAAUGGACAUCAAACUUUGAAGGGAAUGCUUUUUUUGUUUUGCUUUUUUAUCAUUUUAGUGAUUGUUUUGUGCUAAUUUAAUUCUACCAAAAAAGUUUUCUUGGUCAUAGGUUCUCGACAAAUUGAAGAAUGGUAAGCCUAUUAGCUAUAAUUUAGUUCAGCUACUCGCUAUUUUUUUUUUUUUUUUUUUUUUUUUUUUUUUUUUUUUUUUUGGCUAACUUCAUUGGCACAUCUGGUUUCUAAUUUUGCGUGAAUGCAUAGGGACGUUGCCACGGCCUGAACUUUUAACUGAUAAUUUUCAAACAGGUCUCUGGUCUUGAAUUUAAACAGAGGUACAACAGGGGGACUUUUCAGGGAACUUAGAAAUGAAAGAAGUUUCAGGGAAAAGUUUCCAGGAAACUUGAAAUGAAAAAAUUUGAGUCUCAGGAACUAUCCGAAGAAGUUAACAAUCUGCUGGUGAAGUUCAAGGAGAUGGGAGAAUUAUAUUGUUUACAGGAUGCAAGUACCAAGAAUUCUACGACUGUGUAUGUGCCCCUUAUGUAAAUCUAAUUUGCACAAAUAAACAUAUUCACUGUUGCCAAGGGUUACCAGGAUUUUCAUAUAGUUUCAGAUGUAUGGAAAUAUAGUAUGUUGAAAAUUCUAGAAUGUGAAGUCUGGAUUUCUGUUUAAUGGCACCAUAAAUGU